ACUCGCACUCACUUUUAAGUGUGUGUGAGUGUGUGUGAGUGUGUGUGUGUGUGCAGAAAACCAACAUGGCAGAACCCGCCGCCCGACCCGAGGGAACAAGCGGCGGCAUUGUGAUUAAAGACGACUGGCCGGGCUACGAGUUGGACCUCUUCAGCUACCCGGCGCACUACUGCGGAGAUUUAGACUGCGUCUUCAUCCCGCACGGUGUGAUCAUGGACAGGACUGAGCGCCUGGCUCGAAACAUCAUGGACGACCUCGGGGACCACGACAUCGUGGUGCUGUGUGUGCUGAAAGGAGGCUACCGGUUCUGCGUGGACCUGGUGGACCGGAUCAAGUCGCUCAGCCGCAACUCCGACCGCUCCAUCCCCAUGAGGGUCCACUUCAUCCGGCUCAAGAGCUACCUGAAUGACCAGUCCACCGAGGAUCUUCACAUACUCGGAGCCGAGGAUUUGUCUUUUCUAGCCGGAAAGAACGUACUGAUUGUGGAGGCCAUUGUAGGUACCGGAAAGACAAUGGAGACCCUCCUGAAGUAUGUUGAAGCCUUCAGGCCCAAAUUGAUCAAAGUCGCAGGGUUGCUGGUGAAGCGAGUGCCACAUAACGCAGCGUGCCUUCCUGACUAUGUGGGCUUUGAGAUACCCGAUCGGUUUGUGGUCGGAUAUGCCUUGGACUACAAUGAGUACUUCAGAGACUUGACUCACAUCUGUGUAAUCAGCAAAAGUGGGAAGAUGAAGUACAAGAUCUAAAAGGCCGACUGCGAGUGUCAUCGAAGCGGAAAGCCUGAACCUUUUUUUUCCCCCGAGUCGCUUCUCGCUUCCAGCUGCCGUCGUGACACUCGAUCUCCAGCACGCCCCGUUUUGUUACAGCAUUCUUUCCAAGAACCGCUUUAACAGACACUGACAUUUCACCGGUGAAUUUAGAAAAGCCAGUAGAUGCUUCACCGACAUUUUAGAGCAGACUUUAGUUCUUCAUGUUAUCAGAAAACGUUUACUGCUGCGGUUUGACUCCAGCACAAAUCUGUUUCACUACUUGAAUACCACAUAAACAACUUGACAAUCAUGACUUUUUAUGAAGGUUUUUUUUUAGUCUAAGUCAGAAAUGCCAAUAUUUUCUAAUUAAAAGAAGUUGUUUGAUUACAAAAUUGUUGACUAGAAUAACAUCUUGUUAACCUGUUCUUUGCCUGGUCGGUGAUUCAUUAUUUUACAUUCUCCUCUACUGUUACGGGGCAAACAAAGUAGCUCUUAAACUAACUACCUCGUUUUGUUUGUUCUGCAUUCACGUGUAAAAGGACACUUUGGUCAUUUCUGUAUUUCCUUUUAUAAUAGAACAUACCAGAAGUAUGUGUUUUUAACAACUCUGUGUUAUCUCACUGCAUUCUUUUGUUUAUUCACAAAAUGCAUUUUCAAAUAUUGAUAAAAACAUGGUGCGUUUUGGAGUCGGAGAGUCUCUGAGUCAUUGUGCUGAAUGUGGUGUUUGAAUCAUGCAUUUUUAUACAAUUGAUACAAUAUUAAAGUGCUGUUGAAGACAUUAAAAACAAGUGACUCUUUAAAA
Molecule: messenger RNA, 1548 nt
Organism: Gasterosteus aculeatus aculeatus (three-spined stickleback)
Lineage: Eukaryota; Metazoa; Chordata; Actinopteri; Perciformes; Gasterosteidae
Gene: prtfdc1b
Product: phosphoribosyl transferase domain containing 1b
Biological process (GO): GMP salvage; purine ribonucleoside salvage; guanine salvage
Cellular component (GO): cytosol
Molecular function (GO): hypoxanthine phosphoribosyltransferase activity; magnesium ion binding
Source: RefSeq, a predicted model, not a curated record